Messenger RNA from Drosophila teissieri, 216 nucleotides. RefSeq lists its product as uncharacterized. The record is from RefSeq and is a predicted model, not a curated record. Bases 1 to 216 code for a protein of 71 amino acids. NCBI's taxonomy places the organism in Eukaryota, Metazoa, Arthropoda, Insecta, Diptera, Drosophilidae. The transcript is spliced from 2 exons.
AUGGCCUAUAACCUUUGUCUUCUUCUGGCCCUGAUUUGUGUCCUUUUUAUGGGUCAGCAUUGUUGGGCAGCUUCAUCGGCCGAUGAUUUGGCCAAAUUCGGGGAGAUGGAACGAUCCAUCAAGGAGCUGACCAGUUCCAUCCUGGCCAUGAGUGGAGCUGCUCCCGGCAUUAGACCCGCGGCUAACAAUGUUUGGCCCGAAGAACUUCAGGCCUAG